Messenger RNA from Trichomycterus rosablanca, 3719 nucleotides. It is a transcript of the gene hipk3a, whose product is annotated as homeodomain interacting protein kinase 3a. Gene Ontology annotation, molecular function: protein serine/threonine kinase activity; ATP binding; protein tyrosine kinase activity. The record is from RefSeq and is a predicted model, not a curated record. Lineage: Eukaryota; Metazoa; Chordata; Actinopteri; Siluriformes; Trichomycteridae. The transcript has 16 exons. Gene Ontology annotation, biological process: peptidyl-serine phosphorylation; peptidyl-threonine phosphorylation. The coding region runs from base 90 to 3599 and encodes 1169 amino acids. Gene Ontology annotation, cellular component: nucleus; PML body; cytoplasm.
CAGAUCCUGCUGUCUGUGGAUAUUAAAGCUAAACAUGUACGGAGCGAAGAGAGCCCGGCUUUCCCAACACAUUCUCGGCUUGUAAAGGUAUGGCCUCACAGGUUUUGGUCUGCCCACCACACGCACAACAGCCCCAGACAAGUGCCUUUAGCAGUGUGAGGAAAGCGGAGGCCACCAGCUGUGUGUACCAUAAGAAGCCCCCUCGUACCUACAUAGUUGGUGUGAAUCUAGGCAUUGCGCACCCAACCAACAUUACUUCAUCUUUAAAAAGAGAAGUACAGGAGGGCGGCAAAUAUUGGGGUGUGCACGCUUCAUUACAGACUGUGGAUCCUGGUGAGCAGCGCAAAGUGAUUCCUCCUUCUUACAGGUGCGAGGGAGACCAAGGGAGUGAAGGAGAAAAAGGAGAGGACGAGGAGAGCAGAUGUGGAUUUAAUCAUAAAGGCGAGGAGCUGGGCGGAUGUUAUAGGACCAUGCAGAUCGUAGAGGAACAUUCAGCAAUGCCGGCCAUUCUGCAGAGCAACGUGAGCAACACGGCUCCCGCUAAUCAAAGUGUUUCAGGCACUGGGGGUGGGGCUGAUGAUGGGGACUACCAGCUGGUUCACCAUGAGGUUCUGUGCUCCAUGAAGCACACGUACGAGGUGCUGGAGUUUCUGGGACGUGGCACGUUCGGCCAGGUUGUGAAGUGCUGGAGGCGCGGCACAAAUGAAGUAGUGGCUGUCAAGAUUCUGAAAAAGCACCCGUCGUACGCUCGACAGGGCCAGAUCGAAGUGGGCAUCCUGGCACAACUGAGCGGAGAGAACGCAGAGGAGCACAACCUGGUGCGUGCAUUCGAGUGCUUCCAGCACCGCAGCCACACAUGCCUGGUGUUCGAGAUGCUCGAACAGAAUCUGUACGACUUCCUAAAGCAGAAUAAGUUCAGCCCGUUACCACUGAAGGUGAUCCGGGCUAUUUUGCAGCAGGUGGCCACGGCACUCCGGAAGCUGAAGAGCCUCGGGCUCAUUCACGCCGACCUCAAACCCGAGAAUAUCAUGCUGGUGGACCCUCACAGGCAGCCUUACCGCGUCAAGGUCAUUGACUUUGGCUCGGCCAGUCACGUCUCCAAGGCCGUGUGCUCCACCUACCUGCAGUCACGCUACUACAGGGCGCCAGAGAUCAUCUUGGGUUUGCCCUUUUGUGAGGCCAUAGACAUGUGGUCACUAGGCUGCGUCAUCGCUGAGCUGUUUCUCGGUUGGCCGCUCUACCCCGGAGCCCUGGAGUAUGACCAGGUUCGCUACAUUUCCCAAUCGCAAGGACUGCCUGGAGAGCACCUGCUGAACGUGGGGACAAAAACAUCCCGAUUUUUUUGCAAGGAGGCCGACUCGCCGUAUGCAGCCUGGAGACUAAAGACGACCGAGGAGCACGAGCUGGAGACUGGAAUGAAAUCGAAGGAGGCCAGGAAGUACAUUUUCAGUUGUCUGGAUGACAUCGGCCAUGUGAACCUGGUGUUGAACAUGGAAGGCUGUGAUCAGCUUGCAGAGAAAGUGGACCGGCGGGAGUUUGUGGACCUGCUGAAGAUGAUGUUGCUGAUUGAUGCUGAUCAGCGCAUCAGUCCAGCAGACGUGCUCAACCAUCCAUUUGUCUCCAUGCAGCACUUACUGGACUUUCCACACAGCAACCACGUGCAGACAUGUUUCCACAUCAUGGACAUUUGCCACUCCAGGGGCAACACGUACGACACAGUGAACCGCAACAAAGCUCCACCCCCUCUCAUGAAACCAGUCACUCUGCCCAGCGGCCCCAACGUUGCUGUCUUCAAUAAAAUGCCACCCAUGCACUCGCAGGCUCUGCCUCCACCUGCUCCGCCUGUGGUGCAUCCUGGCAUUCCAUUGCAGACCGGAAAUGCUCAGUUUGGCUGCACCGACUCUUUUCAGCAAACACUCAUCCUCUGCCCUCCAGCCAUUCAAGGAAUUGGGUCGAACCCCAACCAACCGUCUGGAUAUUCGGUCAGGAUGGAGAACACACUGCCAUUGGUGACUCAAGCUCCAGCCAUCCAGCCUUUACCCCUCAGACCUGGAGUGAUUGCACAGCAGCCGUGGUCCAACAGGACACCACAGAUCCUGGUGCCAACGUGGCAGCAAGUUCCACCUCCACAAACCACGCUGCCCUCGGACACUCUGUCCUGCCAUCAAAGAAGAGGGGACUGGGGGAAAAUGCGUCCACACAGCACCCAUUAUGGUUCUAUGAUGCCCCAACCUUUUGUACCCAGUCAGAUGACAGUAUCUGCACACCAGCCCAUAAACAUAGGCAUUGCUCAUGUGGUGUGGCCUCAGACUGCACCCAGCAAGAGCAACAAGCCCAAUCAAAACAGGAGUAUGAACACUUUCCACUAUGCAGAUACACAGCCUUCACUGUGUAGUGUCUCACCAAAAAACCAGAACAUGCAGCAGAGCCAGGAGGGGAAACAUAUAAACAGGGAGGUGGAGUUACGCACCAAACAGGAACCAAAGCACAUAGAAGACACGGGGGAUGUUGGGUGCUGUAAAAAGGAUCUGAGUCCUAAGAAGCAUUUAUUAAUAUCCAGUCAGCAGCGGGAGUCUGUUGUUAACGGUGAAACGCCGAGCCCGACAGUCAGUGUCAUAACCAUAAGCAGCGAUACGGAUGCCGAGGACGAGACGGAGCAGAGAUGUUCCCACAGCAUGUGUAAGGGCAGUCCAGAAUGUGAGGCAUGUAAAGGUUCUCUAAAUAUGGAGCGAGUUUGUUCUCUCAGCAGUCCAGACAGCAGCUUGAGCACAAGCUCCUCAACUUCGCCCCAGUCCAGCCCCUCACCAUGCAAGAGACCCAACAGCAUGUCUGAGGAUGAUGGUCACGAGAGCGGCUGUGACGCUGUAGACGGCUCCCCUGCGUCAGACAUACACAGUGGUCUGUUUCCAGAGAAACGUUUUCUAAACACCAAUCAGAAGCAAAAGGCUGAAGAACAGCGUGUAAACACAAGCAUUGUGACACAGACGAGACCUGCAGUCAGAACCGUGGUGGUGCCGCCACUUAGAGUCAUCAACAACAACCACCAGCAGCAGCAGCACGGCAGCUCAGUGUUCGAGUCAUCCUGCCAGUCUCGCGGGCGCUGCGCUCCUGUCCGGUUAAGUCUUCACUCUACUCCAAGUUUGCCACGCCAGCACAAGAUCCCAUCCACAUUCCAGCAGCAGCCUCUGGGCUUUGGCCAGGUCCAGCACUACGGCUCAGGGCACAAAGAGUGGAACGGCAACUACACUCAGCAUCGCCGGCCACAGGCCUUCAUCCCUCCCACAGUGCAUGGACACACCUUUCCCCAUGCCAGCCCCACCCACUCGGUCCAGGUCCCGCCCCCAGCCCUGCUUCCCUAUCCGCAUUCCGGGCCCGUCGCCCACCUGCUGCCCUCGCCUCGGCCCGUACUGCAGCCCGCCUACAGCCUGGUGCCACAGGGCAUCAGUGUGGGCAUCGACCCAUGCCUGCUCCCCUCACCCACUUUGCACCCACCAGGCGCAUUCAAAACCCUCUUCACGCCGCACUCGUACGUAACAACGCCCGCCUACGCCGGGUUUCCCCUCAGCCCCAGCAAACUUCCCCAUUACCCUUACAUCUGAUGCACGCCCAUGAGAACCCCAGAGGCCCUUACUGUCCUGACAGUUUACCCGCCAGGAAUCGUGUAGUUUAAUGUUGGCUCUGAUUUUAAAGAGAUAUCAUGAAAUAAAUGGGUAAAUACA